This is a messenger RNA of Ochotona curzoniae (black-lipped pika), 1725 nucleotides long. RefSeq names its product YJU2 splicing factor homolog B (gene YJU2B). Gene Ontology annotation, biological process: mRNA splicing, via spliceosome. Gene Ontology annotation, cellular component: U2-type spliceosomal complex; post-mRNA release spliceosomal complex. The transcript is spliced from 10 exons. The record is from RefSeq and is a predicted model, not a curated record. Lineage: Eukaryota; Metazoa; Chordata; Mammalia; Lagomorpha; Ochotonidae. Bases 214 to 1455 code for a protein of 413 amino acids.
GCCAGGGCGCGCUUCCGGGCAGCGUCGCGGCGGUGUGGCGUCAGCAGGCGGGCGGGAGGAUUACUCAGAAGGCUCUCCCACCCAGUGCCAGCCUCAUCUGAGCUGACUGCACCACCAAGCCAGAGACCUCCUGCCCGGGCAGCAGCAGCAGGUCAAGAGGGGCCGUCACAGCUUGGCCCCCUCGAGGGCUGAGACCCGUGAGCAGCAGCCAAGAUGGGGGAGAGGAAAGGCGUGAACAAGUACUACCCCCCGGAUUUCGACCCCGAAAAGCAUGGCUCCCUCAACCGCUACCACAAGAGCCACCCGCUCCGGGAGCGGGCCCGCAAGCUGUCACAAGGCAUUCUCAUCAUUCGGUUUGAGAUGCCGUACAACAUCUGGUGCGACGGCUGUAAGAACCACAUCGGCAUGGGUGUUCGUUACAAUGCAGAGAAGAAGAAGGUGGGCAACUACUACACGACCCCCAUCUACAGGUUCCGGAUGAAAUGUCACCUGUGCGUCAACUACAUCGAGAUACAGACAGAUCCCGCCAACUGCGACUACGUGAUCGUGAGCGGUGCCCAGCGCAAGGAGGAGCGCUGGGACAUGGAGGACAACGAGCAGGUGCUGACCACGGAACACGAGAAGAAGCAGAAGCUGGAGACGGACGCCAUGUUCCGCCUGGAGCACGGGGAGGCCGACCGCUCGGUGCUCAGGAAGGCCAUGCCGACCCUCAGCGACAUCCAGGAGGCCCAGAACGCCUGGAAGGACGACUUCGCACUCAACAGCCUGCUGCGCCGCAAGUUCCGGGAGAAGAAGAAGGCCCUGCAGGAGGAGGAGGAGCGGGACCAGGCGCUGCAGGCCAAGGCCAGCCUGACCAUCCCGCUGCUGCCCGAGACCGAGCAUGACCGCAAGCUGGCUGGGCUGCUCAAGUUCCAAACGCUGGACUCCUAUGAGGACAAGCAGAAGCUGAAGCGCUCGGAGAUCAACAGCCGCUCCUGGUUCGCGCCAGCAGCGGCCACAGGCCCCGGUCCAGGUCCCAGCCCCGGCUGCAGCAGCAAGGCCAACAGCGUGCUCAAGAAGCUAGCCCAGAGCCGCAGGCCCGCGCCCGCCGGCCCCACCAUCACCGCCCAGGACCUGGGCAUCGUGCGGCUGCCCAGGGCGUCACGGGAAGACUCUGGCGACAGCCCCCCACCUGCAGCUGAGACCCCCAAGGCUGCCAAGCCACAGGAGCCAGCCUCGGCACCCCAAGAUUGUUCUCAGCAGCACGUGGAGACUAAGGAGCCCAAGGCCCCAACACCCAGGAGCCAGGAGGGGAGCUGCCGGGAGCCAGCCCCCGCCCCGACCCCGGCCCUGGCCCCUUGUCCAGCACUGCCACCGCCUGGAGCCCCCCGCGAGACGGCCCACCCCACCCCACCCCCCCAAAGCCUGGGUUCCUCCCUGGUAGCUGACUACUCAGACUCCUCAGAGAGCGAGUGAGGGCGGGGCGCCAAGGGACUAGGACUGCAGACCCCCGCCCCGCCUUCCUGCCUGCCACACCCCGGGGGCGUGUGCCUUGGGACACCAGUCCCCCCUGCACACACACACACAAGCACUGUCACUUUGCCCUUCCUCCAUGGCCCAGAGCCUGCCCUGCUGCACCCCACCAAGCUCCCCCUCCCCAGUGGUCGGAGUGCCGUGGGUUUCUGGGGUUUGGCCUGGGAUCCGGGGUGAGCUGCACAGGCUGAGCAGGGAGGGGUGGGGAUGAAG